Molecule: messenger RNA, 1278 nt
Organism: Cryptomeria japonica (Japanese cedar)
Lineage: Eukaryota; Viridiplantae; Streptophyta; Pinopsida; Cupressales; Cupressaceae
Product: bidirectional sugar transporter SWEET1
Exons: 7
Coding region: 78-842 (254 amino acids)
Biological process (GO): carbohydrate transport
Cellular component (GO): membrane
Molecular function (GO): sugar transmembrane transporter activity
Source: RefSeq, a predicted model, not a curated record
UCCCUCACAAUUCACGUCAAAUCUUUUGAACUGCAAAAUCCAGUAGUAGUGGUGGUGGUGAAGAAGAAUUUGUCAGAAUGUUUGAUGUGCAUUUCGUAUUCGGCAUCUUUGGAAAUAUCACUGCACUUAUUCUGUUCUUGGUGCCUCUGAUUACGUUCUCGAAGAUUUUUAAAAUGAAAUCAACAGAUCAGUUUUCUGGGAUUCCGUAUGUUUCUACGCUUCUGAAUUGCUUGCUGUCGGCAUGGUACGGCCUGCCAUUUGUAUCGCCUAACAACAUCCUUGUGAGUACAAUCAAUGGAACCGGAUCAGUCAUCGAAUUGUGCUACGUUGUUGUCUUUCUGUUCUUUAUCCCAGACAAGAAAUACAGGGCGAAAAUAUUUGGGCUUCUGGUGAUUGUGUUGAUAGUGUUUGGAACAAUCGCUGUGGUUUCAAUCUUUGCACUACACGGAAAUGAGAGAAAGUUGUUAUGUGGUUUCGCUGCCGCCAUAUUCUCAAUCUGUAUGUAUGCAUCUCCGCUUUCCAUAAUGAGGAUGGUGAUUAAGACAAAGAGCGUGAAGUAUAUGCCCUUCUUUCUGUCUUUAUUUGUAUUCCUUUGCGGCACGUCGUGGUUUGUUUUUGGGCUUACCGGCAGAGAUCCAUUCGUAGCAGUGCCGAAUGGAGUUGGAAGUGUACUGGGAGCGAUGCAGCUGGUUUUGUACGCCAUUUAUAAAGACUGGAAGAGUGUUGGCAAGAAAUCAAGAUCGGUUUCCGUAGAAGGAAAGCAUCUAGUGAGUGAAAGUGAAAGUGAAAUGAGUUACAGUAGCGCCAGCAUUGCUGCACAAGGAGCUGCCAGUAAAGUUUAAAAGAAAAUGAACGGUAUUUGAAUGCAGUUGAUAAACGGAAAGCGACCCAAGUGGUAGCACUGUGUGCUCUCAAUUGUUGGCAUUAAUUUCUCCCUCGCUACCGUGCACUUGCAUGGUCAAACUAAGCAUUUAAGGUAGAAGUUUCUCAUAGCAUUUUUUUGUUCAGCAUUUAAAUAAAAAGCUUCCUGCAUCUACCUCCAGUCAAUAGUCUUAGCAUGUGUUUUGAAUAUGUAGAAAUAUAGAUAGUUCCAAGACUUCCAUAAAUAAGAGGCAUUUAUAUAUUUCUUCACUCCUUGUUGAGUCCAGCUCCGUAGAGCUGUAACGGGCUGUGAAAAACAGCAGAAUGUAAUGGUGUUUGGGAGAUGAACGAGCUGAAGCUCAGAUAUUAGCUGUACUAGUUUUGUUGAUAAAUAUAAAAAGUCUGUUUGUGAUUCAA